Molecule: messenger RNA, 2255 nt
Organism: Saprolegnia diclina VS20
Lineage: Eukaryota; Oomycota; Saprolegniomycetes; Saprolegniales; Saprolegniaceae
Exons: 1
Coding region: 80-2164 (694 amino acids)
Cellular component (GO): cytosol
Molecular function (GO): NADPH-hemoprotein reductase activity; FMN binding; flavin adenine dinucleotide binding
Source: RefSeq, a predicted model, not a curated record
AAAAAGGCAGGCCCCAUGGGCCAGGCACACGCCGCUCAGUGUGCAAAAGCCAUCGACGGACGACGACCAGGAGCGCAGCAUGAGCGACGCCAUUGUCUACCUCGGGUCGGUGCUCGUGAUCGCGAUCUCGGCCAUCUACUUCUUCAAGUCGAGCGCGUCCGAGGCUGACAAGGCCUUUGAGGCGCGCUACAAGGCGAUGCAAGAGGAGAAGCGCCGGGCGGCGCUCGCGUCGUCAAGCAGUUCCGCCGCUUCCACGUCGACGGCCGUGGCCGCGACCACGUCGAGCGCAGCGCCCGGUGGCCGCGCCCUCGUCUUCUUUGGCUCGCAGACCGGCACGGCACAGAGCUUUGCGCGUACGCUCGCUGACACGGGCAACGAACAGGGCCACUUUGCGGUCGAGGCCAUUGACAUGGAGGACUUUGACCCGACGACGCUCCACAGCGUGGCGCAUGCAAUCUUUGUUGUCGCAACGUACGGCGAGGGCGAUCCGACGGACAACGCGAUCGACUUUAUGAAGUACCUCCGCGACGACGACAAUGCGAUUCCCAAGGGCCACCUUGGCAACGUCAAGUUUACGGUCUUUGGCCUUGGCAACAAGCAGUACGAGCAGUACAACGCGGUCGGCCGCGCGAUCAACACACUCAUGGAGAAGCACGGCGCGGUGCGCGUGUACCCGCAUGGCGAAGGCGACGACGACGACUCGCUCGAAGAAGAUUUCGACGCGUGGCGCGCCGACCUCUGGAAGACGCUCCGCAAGGCCGACAAGGUCGGCAGCGACGAUGACGAGCCGGCGCCGGCCUCGUCGAUCAAGACCAAGCCGCCGCACGUUGCGUUCGAAUGCAAGGUCGUCGGCGAACCCGCGAAGGCCCGUGUCUUCCAGGACGACGAGAUCCAAAAUUCCAACAAGCAUUUCUUCCACAACACAGAGGUCAAGCUCGUCGAGACGCGCGAACUGCGCCAGUCGACAGCGAGCGGCUCGACGUUGCACCUCGAAUUCGACCUCAAGAACACGCCGCUGACGUAUGUGACCGCCGACAACCUCGCGAUCCUCCCGGAAAACGACCUCUCGAUCGUGACGCGCGUCGCGUCGUCGCUCAAGUUUACGCUCAGCCAAUGGAUUGCGCUGACCCCGACCGAUGCGACCAAGACGGCCAAGCACCCGUUCCCGACGCCCGCGACCGUCGACGACAUUUUGUCGCGCUACGUCGACUUGAACGGUGCGCCGCGCAAGGGCGCACUGGCGCACCUUGCGCACUUUGCGACCGACGCGGCCGAGCAGGAGAAGCUCUUGCAUCUCGCGUCGCCCGAAGGCAAGGACGCGUACCAUGCGUUCAUUGUCGACGGCUGCCGCAACGUCGCCGACGUCCUCGAGGCGUUCCCAUCGAUCGCGAUGCCGCUCACAGCCCUCAUUCACGUCCUCCCGUCGCUCCAGCCCCGCUACUACACGAUCUCGUCGUCCUCGACGGUCCACCCGAGCCGCAUUCAUGUGACGCUCGGCGUGAUCGAAUCGGACUUGGCCGACGGCCGCCGCUUCCGCGGCGUGUGCUCCAACCACCUCGCCAACAUGGCGCUGCCCAACAGCGCGCAGGAGAAGACAAAGCGUCCGAACCCGUACGGCGAGCAGGGCAAGAAGCAGGUGCGGUCGUGGCCCACGGCGCGCGUCACGGUGCGCAAGUCGACGUUCAAGCUCCCCUCGGACCCGUCGACGCCGAUUCUCAUGGUUGGCCCUGGCACUGGUAUCGCGCCCAUGCGCGCCUUUCUCCAGGAGCGUGACGCGCAGCGCGUCGCAGGCGCCAAUGUGGGCCCGUCGGUGCUUUUUUUCGGCUGCCGCCGGCAGUCGGAAGACUACUUGUAUGCUGAUGAGCUCGCUGCGUUUCAAUCAAGCGGCACGCUCACGCAGCUGCACUGCGCCUUCUCGCGCGACACGGCGACCAAGGUCUACGUCCAGCACUUGAUUGCGACCCAAGGCGCGUACGUGUACGAGCUCCUCCGCAACGGUGCCCACGUGUACGUCUGCGGCGCGACGGUCAUGGGCGCGGACGUGCACAAGGCGAUUGUCAGCGUCGUGCAGAAGCACGGCGGCCUCUCGGCGGACGCGGCGGCAGCGUUUGUGCAUGACCUCCAGCACAACCAGGCGUACAUUCAAGAGCUCUGGUCGAGCUAAGUGGACAAGGUCAUAUACGCUCUACUAGACUUGCAUAAGAGCAGCCAAUGUACUUUGAUCGAGCACUUGCCUCGUGCACGUAGCAUGUCCA